Molecule: messenger RNA, 1551 nt
Organism: Sporothrix brasiliensis 5110
Lineage: Eukaryota; Fungi; Ascomycota; Sordariomycetes; Ophiostomatales; Ophiostomataceae
Exons: 2
Coding region: 1-1551 (516 amino acids)
Source: RefSeq, a predicted model, not a curated record
AUGCCGGACCACGCGCCGCCUGAAGCCGUUGCAGAUGCCGGAGCGUCACGGCCGCCUGUGACGCCGACUACACCAAACAGCCCCUUCACCGGCUCGUUCACGGGAUCUUUCCCAGCACGGUUAUCCCCAGCGCGGAGCUUUAACUUGCACGCCCUUGGCUUCAACACGUCCCCGCUGGGCCCACUGGACCGCCGCAUCUCGUUUUAUGGAGGCGAUGGCGAUACCGACAGCGAUGGCAAUAGUGACAACAGCAAAGAAGGCGGUGGUAUUGAUCGUCCGUUGGAGGGCUCCAGCAACGAUGGCAGCAGCCUCAACAACGACCAUGUCCGAAGGGGCUGGCAAACGGGCGACGAUGGCCGAGACAGCGACAGGCAUGGCCUGGACGAUCCAAUUGCACUUGAGGAACGCAAGGACGUGUUGAUCGACCGACUCAACGACAUGGUCCGUCAUGUUACCUCCUAUGCGCCGUCGUCACCCUCUCUCUCCAACCGGAGCGCCUCGACGUGGAACUCGCCGGUCAAGAGCACGUCGGCCGAGUCGCGCCCUACCGACGACGGAACGGUACUCGGUGCGCUGCAUGCCCACGUCGAUGAGAUGGAGGCCGUGCUGGCCGCGGCACAGGCAGCCGAGGCAGCUGCGGCAGCAGCUUCGCCUCGGAGACACCGUCACCAUCCCCAUCACCACCAUCACUACCCAUGGCAGCGACCCGAGCGUAGAUCGCGUAUGUCAACGCCUAGCGUGGUGAGUGAUAAGAGCCCGGGUUUGCAGGGGCAAACAAAAUGGAACACGGCUAGGAGAACGACUCUCGCUGCGGCCCCGAUACUGUUUCGUGGCCCUUCGUCGUCAUUUAGAGAGACGCCUCCGCCAAGGCCGGAUGAGGUGGCUGAGAUGGCUGAGGUGGCAGUGGUGUCCGGCAAGGCAGGGCAGGUCGAUCCACCUGUUAUAGGCGCUGUUGCUGUGAACAGCGAGGCUCUCGCCGGUGAUCUCUCUGCCGUGUUGUCCAAUCUUUUGAAAAGACGACAAGAAUCAGAGACGAUCCAGGAAGCACUUCUCCAAAACCUUGCCGCGGCCAAUAGCCGCACGGCCAAGCUGGAAGCUCAGAUCCGAGAAUUAACGGCAGCCACACACCAGAACAGUGAUGCGGAUGACAUCUGCGACGACGAUGAUAAAGCCGGUGACGAUGAAGAGACGGCAACAGAGACGGCAACUGAAAAGGGUGCAGACGAUGACAACACGAACAAUGACAACACCGUUAAUCCGUCCCUGGUCGACCGCCUAGCGGACCUCGAUGACCUUGGCUCGGAGCUGUCAUUUCUCCGGCUACAGUUGCGCGGGAUCGAAGUACGGUGCCGGUCGUAUGUGCCGGCCGACGCCGACCCGGAGCUCACAGAGAGCAUCGAAAAUUGGAAGGCGGACUGGUCAGCACUUCGGGCCAAGGUAGACGAAGAGCGGCGAUCUACGACGACAAGCAUGAACACGAGCAUGAAUCUGCUAGACAAAAGUGGCAGCCACUCAUACAACAGCAUGGACGAUCUGAACAGCACAUUCUAA